AAGUCGUGCCUCUGUGUAACAUUCAGGAGUUGUAAUAGUGUCUGGUGAAGUACUACUCUUUAAACUACAAUCAUCGUUAAACGAGAAGCGAAAAAUCCACGUUUGGCUUUCUUGCGCGUAUUUACGCAUCUUUGAAUUAUCUCUUACUAACCGAACUUGGUAGGCUAAGCUUCUUGUGGAGAAAAUCAGCUAUGGAUUUGGUGUGUUUAGUGUUUCUGACGCUGAGCAUCGGGGCUUGGUUCGCCUCUGCGGAGAGACACAGCGUCUACUGGAACAGCUCGAACACAAACUUCCUGUGGGACGAGUACACAGUGGAAGUACGUAUCAAUGACUAUCUGGACAUCAUCUGCCCCCACUACACUCAUGGCGAGGUGCCAUCGCAUGCAGCUGAGCGCUAUGUCCUGUACAUGGUGGAGAGGGAGGACUACGAGGUGUGCAAACCUCACUCCUUUGAUCAGCUCCGCUGGGAGUGCUCACGACCUUUUGCUCCCCACGCUCCUGAGAAAUUCUCUGAGAAAUUCCAGCGUUUUACUCCCUUCACCCUGGGAAAGGAGUUCAGACAAGGAGAGAGUUAUUAUUAUAUCUCCAAGCCAAUGCAUCACCAUGGCCAGGACUGUCUGAGGCUGAGAGUGGAUGUUGUCGGGCAUAAAGGCUCUGGAAAGAACCAUCUAGACAAAUCCAAGGCAGAUAAUACAAGAAAAAGCAUAGAUGGAGGAAAAGGGAUGUUUCCUGUCACUGGGGGAGCUCACAACCCUUCUAACCGUCUCCCAGCAGAUGACCCUGCUGUGAUGGAGCCAAAUGUUCAGAGGAGCAUUGGAAGUUCAGGAGCACAGUUGGUCUCCUUUCCAGUCUUCUUUACCCUGAUCCCAGUCUUAUUAACUCUGAUCCUGCACUGAGGCUGACCGCCAUAACAGAGACAAUGCUAAACCAAUGCUGGUCAUUGGGACCAUGAACACUCAAGAGAUUUUUUUUAUACAGAUUGUUUUAUAUGAGCAUGGACAGUCCUGUCAGUGUGUUUUUUUGCGUGUUUGUGUGAAUGUGGAACGUGGAUCGUUCCAAAGAAGAGGACCUCAAAGAUCUUUUUUUUCAAUUACUUUAUAAUGAGGAUGGAAAUUCUCAUUUUUGACCAUUUAACAUGUACACCUUUUCAGUGCUAAUGAACAAACUGCAAGCUGUCUGAUCAAAACAAUUAAUGGAUUCAUAUCAACCUGAAACUGACAAAGGGAUUAUGUUGUGUUAUCAAGUUUCCAUACUGUUGGUACAGAUUGGCAUUUUACUCCUCACCUUCAGCUGUUCGUCUCAUUUUUCUUCCUCUACAUGUAGAGAAAGUGUUAACGCUAUGUUUUGAAAUGUUGGCGGCUACUGCCAAAGUAUAGAUAAUGUAGGAUUUUUGUCAUGUUGUUGUGUAGCACUCAGCUCCCUUUUUUAUCUCUUCAAGUCCGUCAAUGCACCACACGUCACAUUCACACUGAUACAAAAGCUGACACUUUGAUUCAGGUGUUGCUAUUUCAGUGAACCGCGACUGGAAGUGUAUGAUAUCACACAAGAAAACAGUCUGUCUUAUUCAGGCCAGUGGUUCUCAACCUUUUUUGUUCCUUUUUUGGGGGCUCGUGAGCCAUUAAAUUGAUGCCUUGUGCAACUCCUGCAGAUUAAACAGGAAAGAAAUCUUUCUUUUUUUCUAAAGAUUUUUUCAAGAUUUCAUAUACAUUUACAAAACAUAAUGUAUUCUAGAAAAAAUGCACCAGAAUUCAGAUGAAUCGUAAAAAUAAGUCUGUUUGUUUUUUUUCGUUCAAUAAACCCUUGUUACUCUAUUAAAUAUAGCUGAGGGGUUGUGGUCGAAGGUUGGGAGCCACUGAUCAACUCAACAGACAGACUAACACCACAGGGGUUUUAGGGAGCUGAGCUUCUUCAGUACUUACGCCUGCUUACUCAUAUUCACUGCCUUGACAGUAUCACGGUACACUGGCUGAUGUGCAAACAUGAUUCCACUUGCACAUUAUCAAACUGAAGGGACUUCCCAGGAAACAUUUACAGUUGUUUGUUUUGUUGUGAAACUUCCUUGUGUCAUUUUGUAAAUGUUUAAAUGUACAUUUGUAUAUAGAGAAAACUAUAAGAAACUGUUCAAAGAUGUGAAAAAUCUUUAGUGAAAUAAAAACAAUAUUGUGAUGUAAUAAAAUGUUUUGCCUGGUUUUUCU
This is a messenger RNA of Scatophagus argus, 2195 nucleotides long. RefSeq names its product ephrin-A1b (gene efna1b). The record is from RefSeq and is a predicted model, not a curated record. The transcript has 4 exons. The coding region runs from base 192 to 896 and encodes 234 amino acids. Gene Ontology annotation, biological process: axon guidance; ephrin receptor signaling pathway. Lineage: Eukaryota; Metazoa; Chordata; Actinopteri; Scatophagidae. Gene Ontology annotation, molecular function: ephrin receptor binding. Gene Ontology annotation, cellular component: plasma membrane.